GAGCGGCGGCGGCGGGGGCAACGCGGGGUCCCGGCGGCCGCGCGCGCGCUCGGGGGCCAUGGCGUCAGUGCAGGCGUCCCGCCGCCAGUGGUGCUACCUGUGCGACCUGCCCAAGAUGCCAUGGGCCAUGGUGUGGGACUUCAGCGAGGCCGUGUGCCGCGGCUGCGUGAACUUCGAGGGCGCGGACCGCAUCGAGCUGCUCAUUGACGCCGCCCGCCAGCUCAAGCGCAGCCACGUGCUCCCCGAGGGGCGCUCGCCGGGGCCCCCGGCCCUCAAGCACCCGGCCACCAAGGACCUGGCUGCGGCCACCCCACGGGGGCCCCAGCUGCCGCCCCCGCAGGCCCAGCCCCAGCCUUCGGGGACCAGUGGUGGCGUCUCUGGUCAGGACCGCUAUGACAGGGCCACAUCCUCAGGCCGCCUCCCCCUUCCUUCACCCGCCCUGGAGUACACCCUGGGGUCCCGCCUGGCCAAUGGGCUGGGCCGCGAGGAGGCCGUGGCGGAGGGGGCGCGAAGGGCUUUGCUUGGCUCCAUGCCUGGCUUGAUGCCCCCUGGGCUGCUGGCAGCUGCGGUGUCUGGCCUGGGAAGCCGGGGCUUGACACUGGCACCCGGCUUGAGUCCUGCUCGUUCAAUCUUCGGCUCCGAUUUCGAGAAGGAGAAGCAGCAGAGGAAUGCUGACUGUCUCGCAGAACUGAACGAGGCCAUGAGGGGCCGGGCAGAGGAGUGGCACGGACGCCCCAAGGCCGUGCGGGAACAGCUACUGGCACUGUCCGCCUGUGCCCCCUUCAAUGUCCGCUUCAAGAAGGAUCACGGGCUGGUGGGGCGAGUGUUCGCUUUUGAUGCUACAGCCCGCCCUCCGGGCUACGAGUUCGAGCUGAAGCUUUUCACUGAAUACCCCUGUGGUUCCGGCAACGUUUAUGCCGGGGUCCUGGCAGUGGCUCGCCAGAUGUUCCACGAUGCUCUGCGGGAGCCGGGCAAGGCACUGGCCUCUUCUGGCUUCAAGUACCUCGAGUACGAACGCCGGCACGGCUCAGGCGAAUGGCGCCAGCUGGGUGAGCUGCUUACUGACGGGGUCCGCAGCUUCCGUGAGCCAGCUCCUGCAGAGGCACUGCCACAGCAGUACCCGGAGUCGGCCCCUGCAGCACUGUGUGGCCCACCCCCUCGGGCCCCAUCCCGAAACCUUGCGCCCACACCUCGCCGUCGCAAGGCAUCCCCUGAGCCAGAAGGUGAGGCGGCUGGGAAGAUGACGACUGAAGAGCAGCAGCAACGGCACUGGGUGGCACCUGGUGGCCCAUUCUCCACCGAGACCCCUGGCGUGCCCUCACCCAUUGCAGCCUUGAAGAAUGUAGCUGAGGCCCUGGGCCACUCACCCAAGGACCCUGGCGGGGGUGGUGGCCCAGUGCGUGCAGGCGGCGCUAGCCCUGCAGCUUCGUCCACGGCCCAGCCUUCAACCCAGCAUCGCUUAGUGGCUCGCAAUAGGGAUGCGGAAGUCAGCCCCACGGCGGGAGCCGAAGCAGUCAGCGGGGGCGGUAGUGGCACAGGGGCGACCCCUGGGGCCCCUCUGUGCUGUACCCUGUGCCGGGAGCGGCUGGAAGACACCCACUUUGUCCAGUGCCCCUCGGUGCCCGGACACAAGUUCUGCUUUCCCUGCUCACGGGAGUUCAUCAAGGCACAGGGCCCAGCCGGGGAGGUGUACUGCCCGAGUGGAGACAAAUGCCCACUGGUGGGCUCCUCUGUCCCCUGGGCCUUCAUGCAGGGUGAAAUCGCCACCAUCCUUGCUGGAGACAUCAAAGUUAAGAAAGAACGGGACCCCUAGGCCACCAGUGUCACCAGGCUACUGCCCUCAGCCCUCAUACCACCCACCGCCUCUGCGGAUAAAUUAUUCCCUCCCCCCCAACCUGGUGCCACUCCCGCCUGUGUAGAUACCCCAUUCCUCCGCCCAGAUGGUCCCCCGGGGUAGAUGCAUUGUGGGUGGGGGGAGAAAGCUUGUGGCUCUGUCUGAGGGGGUGUUUGGGGUCCCUUGGGCCCUCCAAUUUCUCUCUCCCCUCUUUGGCUUGGCUUUGCUGCUGCUUGUAGUUGGGAGAGAGGUAACCCCUCCUCCUUGAGAAGGGGCCUUCUGAAAUCUCGCUCUUUAUAAAUGAAGCAAAAGCAUUUUAUUGCCCCCCCUUCCCGCCCCAUUUUUCCUCCUUCAAUAAACUGAAAGAUGUUUUUUUUUUUU
Tupaia belangeri chinensis (Chinese tree shrew) is the source of this 2215-nucleotide messenger RNA. It is a transcript of the gene IRF2BP1, whose product is annotated as interferon regulatory factor 2 binding protein 1. Gene Ontology annotation, molecular function: transcription corepressor activity. Gene Ontology annotation, cellular component: nucleus. The record is from RefSeq and is a predicted model, not a curated record. The transcript has a single exon. NCBI's taxonomy places the organism in Eukaryota, Metazoa, Chordata, Mammalia, Scandentia, Tupaiidae. Bases 59 to 1813 code for a protein of 584 amino acids. Gene Ontology annotation, biological process: regulation of transcription by RNA polymerase II.